AUACAUUGACAAAAAACAAAAGACAAUAAGACAAAAAAUGCCAGACGGAGCGGCGUAGUCGCCAGCGUUGACACCAGAUGACAAAAACAUUUUGAUCAUUGAUCAGGACUUACAAACUGGACCUAUUAAUAAUGUUCUUCAGAGGUAGCCUAUACUAAAUUGUGUUAAUGUGGGACACUGCCUAAUGUUGGACACCGCCUAAUGUGGGACACCUAAACUCCAGUGGGUGUGGCUCUUCUUCAAACUAAUGAAUGUCAUUGAAACUAUGGGAAAGCCAAAGCUGUAGGGUCCUGAUCAAAAUUGGAUGUGGAUGUAGCCUAAUGUGUUGCCCUCACAUUGUAGACUAGCUUAAUAUAGCCUAAAAGUCCGAAAAUCAAAACAUUUCCCACAUUAGGGCAAUCCACCCUAUCCAUGGCUAUAGCCUACAGACAUAGGGAGUCCCGACAAAAAGUUUUAGGCGAACCUAAACGGUUAAUCAAAUGGAUUUCAAAUUGAAAAUGUGGAUGUAAAGAAAAUAGGCGUAGGCGUGUGGAGUGUAACGGUAGGCUACAUGGUGCGUAUUAGGAGAGGUAGGCUAAAUAACGGCCAAGCUGUAUUCCUAAUUUGGCUUGAGAUGGGCGGGUGCUGAACGCUGGUAAUUUCCCUUCUUUUUAACUUGAGCGAAGUUGGAACUGGUUCGCAAGACGUGUUGCUUCAGGCGUAGCAUUCAGGAACUCUGAAGACCAGCCUACUGACAAGGAAAGUUUUGAACAAAGCCUUGGUCAAACCUGCGUCCAUAAUGCCUUUGGUUGUGAUGUACUCCUCUCCACUGCUGUGGACGCGCGUGCUGGCCAUGCUGUUUGCCUGCGUGGCCUUCAGUGUGGCGAUCCACGGUGCGCUGGUGAUGGACCAGCCGGCGGGCGACUGGUGUCUGUUCAGCUGGGGCUUCAGCUUCGCCGGGUCGGCGCUGGUGCUGCUGGUGGAGCUGUGUGGCCUUCAGGCGCGCAUGCCCGUCUCCUGGAAGAACUUCCCCAUCACCUUUGCCUGCUACGCCUCGCUCUUCUGCCUGUCCGCCACCAUCAUCUUCCCCCUGUACUUCCUGAAGGGCAGCAACACUCGCAGUGAGUCCCACGACUACCGCGUCGUCUCGCUGGUCUUCUCCUGCCUGGCCACCGUUGGCUACCUGACGGAGGUGAGCAUCAGCAAGGCGCGGCCCGGCGAGGUGGUCGGUUACAUGGCCACUGUGCCCGGCCUGCUGAAGGUCUGCGAGACCUUUGUGGCCUGCAUCAUCUUCGUGUUCAUCAGCGACCCCAUCGCCUACGACAGUCACGCAGCGCUCAAAUGGUGCCUGGCCGUCUACUGCAUCUGCUUCAUCCUGUCCGCCGUGGUCAUCAUCCUGUGCGUGGGCGAGUGCACCGGCUGCCUACCCUUCCCCUUUGCGCGUUUCCUGUCCGCCUACGCCACGCUGGCCGUCUUGAUGUACCUGUCUGCCACCAUCAUCUGGCCCAUCUUCAAGUUCGACAGGAAGCACGGAGGAAACCCCUCGAGACCCUCCACGUGCGGUCGCUACACGGGCCUGUGUCCUUACGACAAGCUGAUGGCCGUGGCUGUGCUCACGGGCGUCAACCUCAUCCUGUACAUCGCUGAUUUGAUAUACUCUGCCAGGCUGGUGUUUGUUGCUGUUUGAGUCAAAAGAACAGACAGAAAGAGAGAGAGAGGAGAGGGGGAGGAGAGAAAAAGUAAAUGAUGAAAGAAAAGAUGAAUGAAAAGACAAAGAGGUUAUGAUAGACCAAGAAAAAUCAGAGGAACUCAGAAAUCACUGUUAAUCCGUGUUUUACCAUUUAUCAGUAUUUUGAUCAGAAAUCAGUAGUCGCCAAAGUUGCUUUCGCUUACAUCAUAUGUAUCAAAGAACUACACUGAUCAUUAAGAAGUAUUAUAAAAUGGAGAUGAAACGUGCAGCUAUAAUGAAAGAAGGCUUGCUACCUGAUGUUUUGUUUUUUUCAAUCCUUUCAUUAUUCCCAUGCAAUGCAUGUCACAAUAAAAAACUUGAAAAAAUGAAAUGAUCAAUAAUACUUACCAUAAAAACUGUUCCUAAAACUGACUGCUUAUGCAACCACUGAUCUUGUGUUUUGUGGUCAAAUGAGUCAUGUCAAGGCUGAAGUUUUUUAAAAUUUCUAUCUGUGGAGAUUGUGCUUAUACAUAUAUAUAUAUAUAUAUAUAUAUAU
This is a messenger RNA of Alosa sapidissima (American shad), 2204 nucleotides long. RefSeq names its product myeloid associated differentiation marker b (gene myadmb). Gene Ontology annotation, cellular component: membrane. The record is from RefSeq and is a predicted model, not a curated record. The transcript has 2 exons. Bases 779 to 1666 code for a protein of 295 amino acids. Lineage: Eukaryota; Metazoa; Chordata; Actinopteri; Clupeiformes; Clupeidae.